GACGACAUGGCUCGGAGCUGCAGCAGCAUGAUGAGCCCGACGUCGUCGUCGUCGGUGCCGCCGGCGCUGCUGGCCGUCCACCACCACCUGGUGGCGGCGACGCUGCUGCUGCUGCUGCUGCUCGCGGGCGGCUGCCACGGCGCGCCGCUGAAGGCGCACUUCUACCGGCGCAGCUGCCCGGUGGCGGAGGCGGUGGUGCGCGACAUCGUGCUGGCCCGCGUCGCCGCCGACCCCGCCGCGCUCCCCGCCAAGCUGCUCCGCCUCUUCUUCCACGACUGCUUCGUCAGAGGUUGCGACGCGUCGGUGCUGAUCGACUCGACGCCGGGCAGCAGCGCGGCGGAGAAGGACGCGGCGCCGAACGCGUCGCUGGGCGGGUUCGAUGUGAUCGACACCGCCAAGGCGGUGCUGGAGGCCGUGUGCCCCGGCACCGUCUCCUGCGCUGACAUCGUCGCGCUCGCCGCCCGGGACGCCGUCUCCUUCCAAUUCGGGCGGGACCUGUGGGACGUGCAGCUUGGGCGGCGCGACGGCGUGGUGUCGCGGGCGUCGGAGGCGCUAGCGAACAUCCCCUCGCCGUCGGACAACUUCACCGCCCUCGAGGCCCGCUUCGCGGCCAAGGGCCUCGACGUCAAGGACCUCGUCAUCCUCUCUGGAGCGCACACGAUCGGCGUCGCCCACUGCAACACCUUCGCGGCGCGCCUCUCCGGCGGCUCCGGCCCCAGCUCCGCCGCCGCCGACCCGGCGCUGAACGCGGCGUACGCGGCGCAGCUCCGGGCGCGGUGCGGCCCGGACCCGGCGGCGGCGGCCUCCAACAACGCCACCGUGGUGCCCAUGGACCCCGAGAGCCCCGCCCGGUUCGACGCGCAUUACUACGUCAACCUCAAGCUCGGGCGGGGCCUGUUCGCCUCCGACGCCGCGCUGCUCGCCGACCGCCGCGCCGCGGGGAUGAUCCACCGCCUCACCAGGCAGGCCCACUUCCUCCAGGAGUUCAGGAACGCCGUGCGCAAGAUGGGCCGCGUCGGCGUGCUCACCGGCGAGCGCGGGGAGAUCCGCCGGGACUGCAGGACCGUCAACAGCCGCUGAUCGUUCGGCACACACGACCCGGCGCGCCCGGGGCUCGCUCUCGCUCGUUCUUGGAAGCAGCGCGGAUGUGUUCGCUUGGUAUUUGUUUGGUUGCAGGAAAUUAAACGGGAGUAAUUAAUAUAAUACGUGUACUUUGGGUGGGUGUGAUUAAGCAGUGUUUGUUUUUGAUUCUUGUUGCAGUCGUAUAUAUGUGGCGCCCAUUCAUGUGGAAGCACUUUUUGGCGCCAUGGUGGAGUUGAAAAGGGCAAUAAAAACUACAGUAACCCAAUUCACUUGC
This is a messenger RNA of Panicum hallii, 1357 nucleotides long. RefSeq names its product peroxidase 3-like. The coding region runs from base 7 to 1080 and encodes 357 amino acids. Lineage: Eukaryota; Viridiplantae; Streptophyta; Magnoliopsida; Poales; Poaceae. Gene Ontology annotation, cellular component: plant-type cell wall; plasmodesma. Gene Ontology annotation, biological process: response to oxidative stress; hydrogen peroxide catabolic process. Gene Ontology annotation, molecular function: peroxidase activity; heme binding. The record is from RefSeq and is a predicted model, not a curated record. The transcript has 4 exons.